This is a messenger RNA of Protopolystoma xenopodis, 219 nucleotides long. The record is from the annotation of a GenBank genome assembly. Lineage: Eukaryota; Metazoa; Platyhelminthes; Monogenea; Polystomatidea; Polystomatidae.
AUGACAACUACUAUGGCAGACGACUUCGGACUAGUUUCAUCUAAAGAAAGUCGUCAUUUGCCACAGGAUGUUACAGAACUCCGCAUACUUGCUACCCAGAUGGCCUCAGCGCUCAACGCCAGUGAGGUCAAUGCUCAGCGAGAGCGCGAGCUCCGGCAGAGCAUUGAGGAUGUUACUUUGCAAUUGGAGCCCUUUGAGAAGGCAAGUCUUGCGUUUUAA